GAGUUCAGGCUGUCCUGCCCGCCGACUCCCAGGCCGAGCUGUGCGGAGCUGGAUGCGAGCGAAGUGGACUCCAUCCAGGACCAGGUUGAGAGCAACCGAUUGUUGGCACUGCUCGUCCAUGUUCUGGCUGGGAGAAUCCUUUGCUUUGGCUUCGCAGGACUCAGGGCGACAAUGCUCGCCAAGGCACCUUCCAAGCGGGCAGGGGGUCCCAAUGCCGACUUUGCCUCUGUGCUCGACAGCGCUGUGGUGCACUCAGAGGCUACGAAGGAUGAAGACGGCAAGAACGCGACUCCAGAUCCGUGCAUGAAAGAUGUAGACGGCGUGAAGCCAGAGAUAGUUGGGGCAGAGGCGGUACCCAACAACGGUGCCCUUGCGAGUGGGGAGCAGGUGGACAUCUAUGAGUUCUGCAACAUCGGCUUCCUGCUCCAGUAUUUUGCUGUUGGCUUUCUCAAUGUUCCGGGCUAUGUCUAUGCCACUGCGGCGGUUGUCACCACCAUGCCAUGGAGCUUCAAGCUUUUCUUCGGCUUCUUAAACGACUGCUUCCCGAUCUUGGGGUACCGAAGGAAGCCGUACAUGGUCAUUGGUUGGACCGUUUGCUUCAUGACACUGCUGGUCCUUGGCACAAGGCCACUUCCCGAGCCGUACUUCUGCGUGGCACCAGAUGGCAAUUUCGACAAG
Symbiodinium necroappetens is the source of this 678-nucleotide messenger RNA. The record is from the annotation of a GenBank genome assembly. NCBI's taxonomy places the organism in Eukaryota, Dinophyceae, Suessiales, Symbiodiniaceae.